This is a messenger RNA of Rattus rattus (black rat), 1266 nucleotides long. It is a transcript of the gene Tipin, whose product is annotated as TIMELESS interacting protein. Gene Ontology annotation, cellular component: nucleus; replication fork protection complex. The record is from RefSeq and is a predicted model, not a curated record. The transcript has 8 exons. Gene Ontology annotation, biological process: replication fork processing; DNA replication checkpoint signaling; DNA damage response. Bases 113 to 943 code for a protein of 276 amino acids. NCBI's taxonomy places the organism in Eukaryota, Metazoa, Chordata, Mammalia, Rodentia, Muridae. Gene Ontology annotation, molecular function: DNA binding.
UGCGUACCCUUGGCGCCAAACUUCCCAGCUUUUCUCGCGGAGCGAAGUCCCGAGCCUCGCGAGAAGUGCUGUUGGCGCGCUUGGCGGCGGCCGCCGUUUGGGUGAGGAAAAAAUGUUGGAGCAAGAAGAACAUGGCUUGUUUGAAAUACCAGAUUAUGAACAUGUAGAGGAUGAAACUUUUCCUCCCUUCCCACCUCCGGGCUCUCCAGAGAGAGAUCCUGCAGAAGCUGAACCUGAUGAAGGGAGUGGAUCACCUGUUCCUGUUCCGCCAAAGAGAAUAGUUAAAAGGAAUAUACCCAAGCUAGAUGCUACGAGAUUGACUUCAGAGAGAGGGCUUCCAGCCUUAAGGCAUGUAUUUGAUAAGACAAAAUUCAAGGGGAAAGGUCAUGAGGCUGAAGACUUGAAAACGCUAAUCAGACACAUGGAGCACUGGGCGCAUAGGCUAUUCCCCAAACUGCAAUUUGAAGAUUUUAUUGACAGAGUUGAAAACCUAGGAAAUAAAAAGGAGGUUCAGACCUGUUUAAAACGAAUUCGACUUGAUCUGCCUAUUGUACAUGAAGAUUUUGUUAACAAUAACGAUGAAGUUGAGGAAACUAACAGCCUUGAUGCAGCUGCCACUGGAUUUGAUGCCUUUGUGACAAGUUCAUCUGACAGCAAGAGGUUUGCUUCUGAAGCGAGUAGAAACCUAACAGAAGAGCAGCAGCAGAGAAUUGAGAGAAAUAAACAACUGGCCUUGGAAAGAAGGCAGGCAAAGCUAUUGAGUAAUAGCCAGUCCCUAGAAAAUGAUGUGACAGUUGAAGAGAGCAGUACUGGUGAGAAUCAAGAAGAGUCAAAUGGAUUGAUCACUGCUGAUGGUCUACAUGACGUUCCUUCUGCCAGUACACAGGAAGAAGGACAAUUGGAAGCAGAGGAAACACAGCUGGACCAUCCUAACUUAGACUAAUCCAGAAAUGUUCUAAGUAGCAACCCUCUACAACAGAAUCCUACAGGCUUGGAGUUAUUUGUAGUUUUUUCUACUUUGUAUAAAUCCUUAAGUCUUAAGGCUUCUGUGGAUUCCUGUUUAAAAUACAAUGACUAUUUAAAUUGUUUCCUACUAUUUUAGUAAGUCUAUUUAUUAUUUUCGGUGUUCUGUAUAAGUCUGACUUUAUAAGCUGUUUUGUAGUUUGCAUUGAAUUGUUUCUUACUAAAUUGGGUAAUGAUUAAAAUGUAAAUAUGCACUGACUGUUAGGUCAGUUUUUAUAAAGAAAUAAAUUAUUUUGUAAGCAA